Messenger RNA from Phytophthora infestans T30-4, 1377 nucleotides. RefSeq names its product glucan 1,3-beta-glucosidase, putative. The transcript has a single exon. Gene Ontology annotation, molecular function: beta-glucosidase activity. Gene Ontology annotation, biological process: glucan catabolic process. NCBI's taxonomy places the organism in Eukaryota, Oomycota, Peronosporomycetes, Peronosporales, Peronosporaceae. The coding region runs from base 1 to 1377 and encodes 458 amino acids. The record is from RefSeq and is a predicted model, not a curated record. Gene Ontology annotation, cellular component: cell surface; extracellular region.
AUGCUCCGUCGCCUUGCCUGCUUGGUCACCACAAUGGCCGCGUUGUCAAUGAACGCAACAAACGCCAGAACCUUCUCGACACUCGGGGGAGACGAGGGCACCACCACAAUGGCACAAGUGACACCUGGAUGCGGCGUCGUCCAGCACGACCAGAGCACUUCGACUCCUACCCAAGUGAACUCGGACCAGGUCGAGACCCAGCAGCAGAGUUUGUCCGGUUCAGCGUCGACGCCGCAGAACUCGACUCACAUCCAGUACAGCAUCCGCAACGGCGACGUAUCCAGCGUCGGGGUGAAUCUCGGAGGAUGGCUGGUGGCCGAACACUGGAUGACCAACACCGCUGACUUCUGGCAAGGAGUAGGAGACGACGACGCCGGCAAGGGCGAGUACACUGCCAUCACCAAGGCAGUUAACCCGGACACAGUCCGUUCCAACUUGCAGAACCACCACAACACUUUCAUCACCGAGAGCGACAUUGCCGACAUCGCUGCGGCUGGUCUUAACACUGUCCGCGUCCCCGUGGGCUACUGGAUCGUAGGCUUCGACAACGACGAUCCAAGUGGUCAAGCUGCGUGGACGCAGUACGCGAACGGCACGUUGAAGUACUUGGAUGCCCUCAUCACAGACUGGGCCAAGAAGCACAACGUCGCCGUGCUCAUUAGCAUGCACGCCGCCAAAGGAUCGCAGAACGGAGCGGAUCACUCGUCCCCUAGCGACCCGGGCAAGUCGCACUGGAGUGCGUACGACGAGAACGUAGCUAACACGAUAGCGACGGCCACGUUCCUGGCUGACCGCUACAAGGAUGAGGACGCGUUCCUGGGCAUCGGUCUGCUGAACGAACCCAACGCAUCGACGGACGAGGACAAGCUGUACGCGUACUACGAGCAGACGUACGCAGCCAUCCGCGAGACGGGCAACGACUGCGUGCUGAGCGUGGCGCCGCUAUUGUACAAGCAAUCGCCCGACGUCAUGACGGACUUUAUGCAGGCGCCAACUUACUCGAACGUGUGGGUCGAGUGGCACCCAUACUUCGUCUGGGGCUACGAGGACACGAGCGACUACGACCUAAUCAACACGGCCGUCAAGGUCAACUACCAGAACAGCGUGAGCCAGUGGAACGCACGUGAGAACCACAAUCGCCUCUUCAUCGGCGAGUGGAGCUUCGCCACGGCUGGCAAAUUCUCCGAUAACCAAGAGGGAUACUACGAGUUCUGCCAGGCGAUGAUGGAUGUCAUGUACCAGGCCGGCGCGGGCUUUACCUUCUGGAGCUGGCGGAUCUACGGCGACGAGUCGGGCUUCAACGCGUGGUCACUGCGUAGUGUCCUCCGUGAUGAACGGCUUAACGCCAUCUUCUUCCCCAGCGCGACGCGGAGCUAA